GCAGUAAUGCAACGUCCUUUACUACAACAUCCUCGCAUCGUGUCAUCAACAAUGCAAUAAACAAUAACAAAAAAUGUAGUGGUGCUGGUAACAGCAGCAGCAAUGGCAACGGCAACUUUGUUGGCGCCGGCCAAACAAACACAACAAUGACAACAACAACAACAGCAGCAGCAGCAGGAUUGCAGGAGUCACCUACAACGACCCCUUUCACUUCAACACAGCUCUUUCAAUUACUUGCCAUAGUCUGUCUAUGCCUGCUAUGUUAUUACAAUUCCACACAAUGCGGUCUGGUAUUCGAUGAUAUCAGUGCCAUACGAGAUAACAAGGAUUUGCGACCCACCACCCCAUUACGUCAGAUAUUUCUCAAUGAUUUCUGGGGCACCCCAAUGCGCAAGGAGCACUCUCAUAAAUCCUAUCGGCCUCUGACGGUGUUGACAUUUCGCUUCAACUAUUGGCUGCAUGAAUUGCAGCCCUAUGGCUAUCAUGCUGUUAAUGUGCUGCUGCACAUUGCCGUCUGUUUGCUGUGGAAGCGGGCUAGUCGUCUCUUGGUCUGGCAGUGCACUCAACGCGAUACGCUGGCUCAGAGAUGUGCAUUUGUCAGCACUCUGCUAUUUGCUGUACAUCCCAUACACACCGAAGCUGUUACCGGUGUGGUGGGUCGUGCUGAACUGUUAUCCUCGCUCUUCUUUUUGGCUGCAUUUCUCUGCUAUGCCAAAGCGGUUAGCUGUAACGCAAUGGUGAAAUCCAAAGGUAAAACUCAUUGGCCCAUGCUAUGUGUUAACUUCUCUCUAUGCCUGUUGGCCUCGAUGUUGUGCAAGGAGCAGGGCAUUACCAUAGCAGGAAUCUGCAUGGCUUACGAGCUGUUUGUGGUGCAACGCAUACAUCCCUUGCAGCUGUGGCAUACCUUGCUGAAUCUCUUUGAGGAGAGAUCCACUACGUGGUCGUCGCAAACGCCAUCGCCUACAAAUAAGGCUGCCAAAAAUGCACUCUUGGCCAGUUUAAAUUCAACCACCGCCGCUUCAACAUCGUUAACAACUGCAACUACAGCGGGAACGGCAACUGCAUCAGCUGCGGUUAACUCAACAUUUAAUAAUUCAAAUUUAUCCUCCACGAAACAGCUACAUUCCACUCCUGUGGUAUGGACUGCAACUCUGGUGAAACGUUUAACAUUUUUAUUUUGUCUCACCAUCUGUCUGCUGGUGGGACGUGUCUAUGUAAUGGGCUCUCAACUACCUGUCUUCACACGUUUCGAUAAUCCUGCCUCGUCUGCAGAUGCACCCAUACGUCAGCUUACCUACAGCUAUUUGAUUUAUUUGAAUACCUGGCUGCUGUUAUUCCCUUGUGAUUUAUGCUGCGACUGGACUAUGGGAACCGUUCCCUUGAUUGAGAGCUUUUGUGAUUGGCGUAAUGUCUCGACAUUGGCCACAUUUGGUGCCCUGGCGGCCUUGGUUGUUAAGGCUUGUCGUAGCCAAAGUCUGCAGCAUUCGCGUGUGUUGAUAAUGUGUUUGGCCUGGGCCGUACUGCCCUUUUUGCCUGCCUCCAAUCUCUUCUUUCCCGUGGGUUUUGUUGUAGCCGAACGUAUUCUUUAUAUGCCCUCAAUGGGUUUUUGCCUUUUGAUUGCUUAUGGCUAUGAAAAAAUCCAGGAACAUCUAAGCAACACCCAUGGAGCUUCCAAAUGGUACCAGCAUUUCCUUAGAUUUGCCUUUUUGCUAUUGCUGGCCUCGCAUUCCCUGAAAACAUAUCAACGCAACAAGGAUUGGAUAAAUGAAUACACCCUGUUCAUGAGUGGAGUGCAUGUCAACGAUCGCAAUGCCAAGUUAUUCAACAAUGUGGGCCAUGCCCUGGAGAAUGAGUCCCGGUUUACCGAAGCUUUAUUGUAUUUCCAGCAGGCGGUGCAUAUACAACCGGAUGAUAUAGGAGCUCAUAUAAAUGUAGGACGCACAUACAACAAUCUCAAAAUGUACGAUGAGGCCGAAAAGGCCUAUCUGAAGGCUAAGUCUUUGUUUCCGCGCAUAAAACCCGGCGAAAGCUAUCAAGCCCGCAUAGCUCCCAAUCAUUUGAAUGUCUUCAUCAACCUGGCCAACUUAAUAGCCCGCAAUCAGACACGCUUGGAGGAGGCGGAUUUCCUGUAUCGUCAAGCCAUCAGCAUGCGAGCCGAUUAUGUGCAGGCCUAUAUAAAUCGAGGCGACAUCCUGAUGAAACUCAAUCGCACCCUGCAGGCCCAGGAAGUCUAUGAGAAGGCCCUUUUGUAUGAUAGUGACAAUGCAGAUAUAUAUUACAAUUUGGGUGUGGUGUUUCUGGAGCAGGGCAAAAGUGCCCAAGCCAAUGUCUACUUCAACAAAGCUCUUGAACUUUAUCCUGAACAUGAGCAGGCCUUAUUGAAUUCCGCCAUAUUGCUGCAAGAGAUGGGAGGCGCUGAGGCCAGACAAAUGUCUCGCGAACGCUUGCACAAGGUUUUAGACAAAAGCGGCGAUAAUGAGAAGGUCUUCUUCAAUCUGGGCAUGCUGGCUAUGGAUGAGUUGGAUUUUGAGGCUGCUGAGCAAUUUUUCAAACGUGCCAUACAUCUCAAAUCGGACUUUAGAAGUGCUCUCUUCAAUUUGGCCUUGCUUUUGGCCGAUGCCAAUCGUCCCCUGGAUGCUGUACCAUUCCUCAAUCAACUGAUACGUUAUCAUCCCGAUCACAUUAAGGGUCUCAUCCUGCUGGGAGAUAUUUACAUAAACCACAUGAAGGACUUGGAUGCCGCAGAAGCCUGCUAUCGUUCCAUAUUAAGAUUGGAGCCGCACAACAUACAAGGACUACACAAUUUGUGUGUGGUCUAUGUGGAGCGAAAGCACAUGGCUAGGGCUCAAAAGUGUUUGCGCUAUGCCCAUCAUUUGGCUCCGGGAGAAGACUAUAUACUGCGUCACUUGCAAAUAGUGGAGCAGAGAAUGCAGAAAAUUAACAAGUUACCUGAUCAAUCACCUGAGAAACAACUUGCCUUGGCUGAUUUCAAUCCAAAAGAAUUUCCCCUGCCUACAAUUGCAACAUCAACAACAACUACAUCAUCAUCAUCAACAACAACAGCAACUCAGAGUCAAACUCCAAAUAAUGUAGGCCCUCAAGAACAUAGAAAAUCGAAACCAUCAUCUUCAUCUUCAACCACCAAAUCAACAUCAUCAUCAUCGAAUACUGGAGCAUCUUCCAAAGCUGCCGUACAUCAUACAUAGCAUUCAUACUAGACUUAAGGAUAUUUAGCAUCAGAAUCUUAACGUUAAGACCAGCAUUAUCAUCCUUGGCUGCAAGCUAGAGAGCCUAGCUAAGCAUAGCCCAGUUUCUUCAUUUCUUUAUUAUGUUUUGAUGGAUUAGACACUGUAAAAACUUCGAAAUCGAAACAAUUGUAUAAAGGCUGUGGGUAAGUGUGUUGAAAUUUUGUUUUCUGUUCUGUUUGCUACAUGAGAAAAUCAUGGCUAGGGUCUACACAUACAUUUCUUUGUCUAUGAGGAACAUGUAGUUUAAGUUUUGUAUUGUUAUGGAUUUUUUAUUUUUUGAAAAAGUGCUUUAAGGAAAUGUUAUAUAGGAUUGACUUGAUAGGUUUUAGAAAGGUUUUUUUUUAAGUUUUCUGGAAUUGAUUUAAAUUUGAAAU
Stomoxys calcitrans (stable fly) is the source of this 3622-nucleotide messenger RNA. RefSeq names its product protein O-mannosyl-transferase Tmtc3 (gene Tmtc3). The coding region runs from base 147 to 3206 and encodes 1019 amino acids. Lineage: Eukaryota; Metazoa; Arthropoda; Insecta; Diptera; Muscidae. The record is from RefSeq and is a predicted model, not a curated record. The transcript is spliced from 2 exons. Gene Ontology annotation, biological process: protein O-linked glycosylation via mannose. Gene Ontology annotation, molecular function: mannosyltransferase activity; protein binding. Gene Ontology annotation, cellular component: endoplasmic reticulum.